AUGCCGCCGCCGGCCUCGUUGGCCCAGUCCCUCCAUGACGUCUUGGCCGACCUGCAUCAACGCCCAUAUCCCCAUGUUCCCAACCCGCCAUCGUGCAAGAAGCGUGCCUCGGUUGCCCUGAUUCUUCGUGUUCGUCCUACCUAUAACCAUUGGCCGGAUGCUCCGUCCCUCUCCUCACCCGAUUCCUCUGCUUCCGUCCAGCAACAACUAGACACGUUCUUCUCGCAGUCUUGGGUUCAAAAUGGGGAGCCGGAAGCUAUCUUUAUCAAGCGAGCGUCGCGGGUCGGAGACCGCUGGACGGGUCAUGUUGCUCUUCCAGGCGGAAAGAGAGAUCCGGAGGAUGUCGACGAUAAAGCGGCCGCAAUUCGAGAAGCCAUUGAAGAGAUAGGACUGGAUUUGACAACGAGUGACUGUAUUCAUGUGGGGAAUCUCCCGGAGAGGGUAGUGACAUCGAGCUGGGGGACGGUUCCGUUGAUGGUCCUUUGUCCUUACGUCUUCUUGUUAACAUCCAGCGACUCCCCGACUCUCCGCUUACAACCCACCGAGGUGGCUUCGACCCAUUGGGUACCCCUCCGAGCCCUUCUCUCCCCAUCCUUGCGGACAGUGGAACAUGUGGACAUGUCUCAGCGGCUGGCCAAUAUGGGCGGGCUUAUGUCACGCCUUGCAUAUCGCUCCCUGAUGGGCUACAUGCAGUUCGCCGCCAUCCGGUUAGCACCAACUGAAAGCCUGCAGUGCAGUUCAACCCCGGGGUAUGUCCCAGAGGGCACCCGGCCGUCGGCGUCUCUGUUGGAACGCUGGAAAUCCUGGUGUCUCGGCAGUCAGGCGAAUUCCAGCAGUCAGGGUCAGCCUCUCCUCCUUUGGGGUCUGACUCUGGGUAUCUUGGCAGAUUUCCUAGAUAUGCUCCCACCUCAUACUGCUGUACAGUUAUGGAAAUAUCCAAAUUUCACAGCACUGGAUCUGCGAUUGCUUAUAAACAUCCUUACAUAUCGUCUGCGAAAACACAACCGGAACCAGGUCAAGUCGGGUUCCCGGCCCAACAACACCGCGGUGGACAGCCAGACGGCUGCGCUGCCGGUUACAGAGACAACUACCAGUCACGGGGAUCAUGAUCGCAACCAAGUCGGCAUUGGAGGACUUGGUGUAGGCAGGUAUUAUGGGUCCUCCGACAAAGACCCUGACGCAAGUACAUAUGCAGUUGGCAUCAUGCUCCGGGGCUAUUAUGACCGGGUCCGUGCUGCCAUCUAUAUCUUUCUAGCGUGGAGGAUUGCGCUGGGGUCUGCGGCCGCCAUCUACGCGUGGAAAUUGUUGCGUCGGCUGAAGUAA
Molecule: messenger RNA, 1323 nt
Organism: Aspergillus ibericus CBS 121593
Lineage: Eukaryota; Fungi; Ascomycota; Eurotiomycetes; Eurotiales; Aspergillaceae
Product: NUDIX hydrolase
Exons: 2
Coding region: 1-1323 (440 amino acids)
Molecular function (GO): coenzyme A diphosphatase activity
Source: RefSeq, a predicted model, not a curated record